AUGACCGACAUCUACUUGAGCUACAGCGAACCAAACCUUGCAUUGGCCCAAGACUUGAAACAGGAAGUCGAAUCCUGUAGUAGUCUUUCUGUCGCUUUGGAAGACCAUGAUUGGGAAGAAACCGACGAGUGUGACUUUCAAGAACACAUCGAUCAAGCCAAAAUGUUCAUUUUGAUUGCCACUCCAUCCUCGAAUAUUACAGCCUGGGUCAUUGACCACAACAAAUCCAACAAACGUCGAAGCCUAAUGAAACCACCAACGGUCGACUUUUCCUCGUACGAAGACGGCAUGCGAGUUCUCAAGUAUGUCCUUCGAAGAGUGAUUGGAAGCAGACCAUUCCAAAACCGACGACCGGCAGCGACAAAAGAAGCAACCAAAGACAAAAAGCCCGAAAUUCCACAAAGGAGCACCUCGGUCUCGAACGAGGAUGAUAGCCAACAGGCAUCAUCAAGCUUUGCGGAACCAAACCAUCAAUUGCCAGCAGAACGAAAGUCGAACGGUAGUCUUUUGGAGGCCAUCGCCGACGGAUUUAGCCAAAUGCUACAGCGGGGACUUGGAUCCACGAUGGAUCUUUAG
Cylindrotheca closterium is the source of this 576-nucleotide messenger RNA. NCBI's taxonomy places the organism in Eukaryota, Bacillariophyta, Bacillariophyceae, Bacillariales, Bacillariaceae. The record is from the annotation of a GenBank genome assembly.